CCGGUUCCUUUGCCAGGCGUCUAUCUUGUGACGUAGAUACGCACCGUAACUGGUCCGGGAUACCCCUGCGGGAUAGAAGAGACAGAUGAACAUAAAUAUUCGGUCUACCCCGGUCAGUGCAGGCUUUCUGCUAUCCUCAAAGUAAGUAACCCUCCAACUAGAGUAUAUCGCACAAUGCCUGUAAACGAGCGUGGUUCCUCGCCCAGGCGAGAUACAUCAUUGAAUAUCAGAGCAGACAGCGAUGAUGAAUACACCCAUUUGGACCAGGACCCAGAUGAACACGAAUCAUGGCAAUCCAUGAUGGAGGCAAACUACGACAAGAAUGACCUACAUGGACAAUGUCAUGCUCCCGAAUGUGACUUCCUAGCCAGCGAGGACGGGAGCGAUGAUGAAGAGCGAGACGGUUCAUCGGGAUCCAACUGCACCGAUGAUGACAAUUAUAGUCAAGAUCCCGACGGCCUACCAUUAUCAACCUGGAAGCAAUUCCAAUCUCAUUUCCACGACGCUACCAACGCUGGCGAACUGGAUAUCGGGCUGACUAACGUGAGGAAACCCGAAUCGCUCGAACCCUUUCUAGCCUACUUUGAUGGAGAGAUGAACAAACGCGAGAUCACCACCAUACUUCUCCAAGUCAGUCACUACCUCCGGGACAAUCGACCCGACGAGGCCGAAUUCCAUGCGCAGAAGGCGCUCGGGUUGGCCGAAAACUCGGGCGAAAGAGCACUAGUUGCACGAUGCAAGUACUGGAAAGGCCGGGUGAAGUAUGCUCAAGGGGACUAUACCGAGGCACAUCAAUGGUUUGGCGAAUGUCAAUUAUGGAUAGCGGAGUACCCGGAGGGGAGCACGAUGGCUCAUUACAUGCAUCUCUCCAGACCGGAAUUGGAUGAUGAGGAACGGCAGCGCAUUUGCCAGGAAACUCGCAGACACGGACGCAGGUUGCGGACGGUGUCAACUAUCAGUGAAGCGCCGGCGAUCCAGACCUCGAAACGGCCAUGGGAGGAUAGCCUCCACUUAUUGUCGGUCGAAAACGUUCCACAAACCGUGCCUCGGAGGAAACGGGCCAAUCCCAAGUCCCAGCUAGAUAAGCUACCUAAAGAUACAGGUGGGUUUGAGCUGACUGGCAGGCAAAAAGUUUUCUCGUUCGAGAUGUACCCCGUGGGAAUGGCCUCAAGGUACCGACCGACUAAAAUCUUCGCUGAGCAGCCUCAUGAGCUCAUUGUGCCACAGAAAAAGUGGGACGAUUUCAUAGAGCAUCACAAGGACAAGAGUGUCACGAUGAGUUAUUUGGAAAGGGAACAGCGGCGAUAUCGGACUAAACUUCAAGAGAGGAUAUACCAGCGGCGCUAGCGUGCCGAGUAGCUGUGGGAAAUUGGAGGCGGAUCUUCGUUUUAGUCUGAGCUUGAAAGGCACCGAUCACCGGUGUAGCU
Messenger RNA from Aspergillus ibericus CBS 121593, 1427 nucleotides. Its product is annotated as tetratricopeptide repeat protein. The transcript has a single exon. The record is from RefSeq and is a predicted model, not a curated record. Gene Ontology annotation, molecular function: protein binding. Lineage: Eukaryota; Fungi; Ascomycota; Eurotiomycetes; Eurotiales; Aspergillaceae. The coding region runs from base 175 to 1347 and encodes 390 amino acids.